AUGACAAUGUUUUCUGUUCGACUUCAAAGACUGGCGUUGUAUUCGCUGUUGGUUCUUACAGUAAUUUUAAUUUACCAGAUUUAUAGCCAUAGCGAAAAGCUGGUAAAACGGCAAGAAACACGGCCGGAUGAAGCGAUGAGAUUAAACCAUGUGGAAUCGUUGGCGGAAAAAGACGAAGUGGCAAGAAGAGAAUCUGAAGAGCGAAUGAAGAAACGGGAGGUCGACAUGGAACGGCCAAGUUUGCUCUUAAAGAAAGAAGUCAAGAGAUUAAAAUCGCGCAUGAAUCAAAAGGACGAGCUGAUUCAGCGGUUAACUGCUCAAUUACAAAAAGAGAAAUCACAGGCGGAGAAAUUUAAAAAGGAGGUUGGACACUUAAAGAUUCAAAACGCCGAACUAUUGACUGAAGUGGAAAGCAAAGCUGUGGCAGAAAACAGCGGAAGAAGUGAGCAAAACUCAGAACUCGUGAAAGAUCAAUCAAGCUCGAACAGCAAAUUCCUAGCGAGUGUGCGCGAUAUUCAAGUGUCGGAACGCGUUCAGUUUCAAAGUUUCGCCAAAGCGCACGUUUUUGAGUACGCGUCGCUCGUGAGACCAAAGGAUUAUAUUUUUCACGCCGGACAAAAAAAGGGGAGAGUAAAGUCAAGCAAGAAACAUUUCAUAGAAGCUCAGGACAUCGCGAUUAACUUUAUAAACACAAAUACGUCCUAUCGUGUAAGUCGCGACAAUGUCGUGGAUGGAGUUUACAGAAUCGACAUUAACGCGGGAAUUGAUUAUGAACUCUACUUCAAAGACUCGAAAUCAAAUAAAUACAUAUCAAUACGUCUAAUUCGUCCGCUGGGACGUCUUCAGCCAGUUGCAAUCCCAAAUGAUAGCAGGAAUCCCAAGGAACUUAUCAACCUGAUUCUUCCAUUGUCUGGCAGACUCGAGAGAUUUCAGCAGUUUAUAGACACAUUCGUGGAGGUGUGCAUAAAACGCGACAAGCAUGUUUUCCUUACGGUAGUUUUGUACGGCGCUUCAGACUUCAAGAAAGUAAAAUCUACUCUAAAAGACCUCGAGGCGACGUACGGUUUUAAAAAAUAUCAACUGAUAAUGCGAGAUAAGCCUUUUUCUCGUGGUAGGGCUUUACACGACGGAGUUCUGUAUUGGAGCAGUAAGCCCAGCAAUGUUUUGUUGUUCUUUUGCGAUGUUGACAUAACCAUCCGGCCUGAAUUUCUCCGGCGGUGUCGCAUGUAUACGGAGCCAAAAAAGAAGGUCUAUUACCCGAUGGUGUUUAGCUUAUAUAAUCCAAAGAAUGUGUACGAAGAUGGUAAUAUUCCCCCUCCUGCAGAACAGUUGAAAAUCGGUAAGUUUAAACCGUUCUCCAAUUUAGCUUUGGCCACACCCAUACUGUAACAAAUACAAUCAUGGAAAAAAUAAAUGGAAAACCUAGACCUCCCCUACCCCCAAAUCAAAGAUGGGAAAAUUGCCCGUUUUUGCCCUUCGCGCGGCUGCAUCUUGGAUUUGGGGGGGAUAGGGGUUUGCUGUUUCAUUUUUUCUGCUUAAGAUUGUACUCUUUGUAAGGGAAUACAAGACAGUCAUGAAUUCUGUAUUUCAGGUUCUGGAGGGGGGGGUUGGGAUUUUUGGUUUUGGCCUUUUUUUAGGUCAGUUUUUCGGUUUUUGCACUGAAAACCUUCAGUUUUUCGCAGUUUUUCGCUUUUGUUGUCCUUUGCGGUUUCCGGUUUUUCCGUUUUUUAGCAUCUGGUUUUUUCGGUUUUAUGGCAAAAAUAAAGCAGGUUAGAUUCCUCUGUGGGGUUCUGUUCAGUCAGAUGUUAAGCUACAGUAGUAUAUGUUUCUAUUUCACAGUCAAUCCAGGUCAAACUACAUUGUGGGAUUCUGGAUUUUUGAUCACAGUUUACAGCUAUAUAAGAUCUUUUUGCCAACGCAAUAUUCAAUCGAGGAUCUUUGCGAAUUCUCCUGGACAAUCCUAGGGCAGAUAUGCAGGUUUUACGACCAUAGCAUCCAUAGAUGGUGCUGAUAAUGUGAUGAUAUUGAUAUCUAGAAUGAUGAUGUGAUAUUGUUUAGUCGGCAAAAUUGAAGAACAACUCCCCAAAAAUUCUGUCGGCCGAAUGUCAAAGACGACAAACGGCCGACUCGAUUGUCGUUAAACUGUAGGAGAGCUGUUGGUGGAUGAGAUGAGAGUUCAUAUUUAUUGAUCAAGGUAAAAGAGAUAGUUUGAGUAUCAGUUUUCUUUAACGAACGAGAGUUAGCUUUACAGCGGUUACCGGUUACGAAAGGUUUUUUCCUGUUUGUUGUAACCUGACCCGAGUUUUCGUGGACGUCAAUCAACUGUUUCCAUGGUUUUCUCAGGCGCUCUGGCAGAGAAGGUUCCCUCGUCGUAGCCUGCGAUCAUGCCCUCUCCUUUUAUCUCUGUAAUCUGUGCUCUCUUUUCGUUUCGCCUUGCCCGCCGGAAAGUUAUUUACAAACCCAAACGAAAACUGAGCCUGUAAGUAUGUACUGUAAAUAUCAUAUUAUCCACUCCCCUCAGGGCUUUUCAGGGAUAAUUUACAACACUGGUUGGGGAACUUUGUCAGACUGCUUGACGUGCAGUUUACGAGUAAUAAAGGAACGAGUAAUGAUGCCCCCAUACACGAGUGUGAAAGUGAGAUAGACCACUACACCGGGUACUACGUGCCCUACUCUUUACGAGGAGUGUGUGGGUUCUUCAACGUCCCACAGAUUCAUUACAUGUGCAAGGGCUUGUGAGACGGGACCUACGGUAAAGUCAAACCGUUUGCAUAUGUUAUUACAAAGGCAACACUUUCUCCUCAGUUAUUUCAAGACCCUGAGUGCUGGUCCGACCUGGGUUUGAACCUACGGCCUCCCGCUCGGCAUACCGGCGCACUCCCAACUGAGCCAACCGCUGCAGUAUAAAAAUGUCAAAUAAACCCAGAAGUGAAACAUCCUUAUUUGAUUCACAAGGAGCACAAGGAGCAUGCACAAGUACCGCUUUUUUAUAUGUCUUUAUGUUUCUCUCUUCAGGACGCCUUCACGGCUUUUGGCGAAUAUACGGAUUUGGAAUGACGUGCCAAUACCGAUCAGAUUAUCUUCAAGUUGGUGGCUUUGAUUUGAACAUUGAAGGAUGGGGAUCCGAAGAUUCGGGACUAUACCACAAGUACCUUCUUCAACCCAGUAUUAGGUAAUGUUAAAAACGGAAAAAAACAAAACAAAAACAAAGAAACAUAAAACUCUUCUUCAGGUAAGCUUCCCUAAUCUUGAAAACCCCCUAACAUCGCGUUUCGUCAGAGUGAAGGGAUAUUACUCCAAAAAAAUAGCUUUCGAAUCUCUUUAUAUACGGUGGUCAAAUAACUAAUCAACACGCUGGAUAAAACCACUAAGCUCUAGUUUCAAAACUUCAACGUUUAAGUUUUUUGAGCAAGAUACGGCACAAAUGUUCGUUAAGUCCUGUAUUCUCUUUUUCUGCUCUUUUUCAGAAUCAUCCGCGCGCCCGACAGAGAUUUGUUCCAUCAUUUUCACGAAAAGAAGUGCGACCCCGCCCUCACAACAGAGCAAUAUCAGUCUUGUUUGGGUUCCAAAGCGUCGGCUGAGGGAACGCACACUCAGAUUGCUAUUCAGCUGACAAAGCUUAGGGAGAAGUACGAAUCAGAUUCACUCCAGGACGAGGGCGACGACUGACCGUGCACACGUGACACGUGUGAGGCUAAACACGUGAGGAAGCCAUUCAAAAACCCACAGGAACGACCCUUCAAGUUUUUUUUUUGUUUUGCUUUGCAUCCU
Porites evermanni is the source of this 3771-nucleotide messenger RNA. The record is from the annotation of a GenBank genome assembly. NCBI's taxonomy places the organism in Eukaryota, Metazoa, Cnidaria, Anthozoa, Scleractinia, Poritidae.